Messenger RNA from Acanthosepion pharaonis, 861 nucleotides. The record is from the annotation of a GenBank genome assembly. Lineage: Eukaryota; Metazoa; Mollusca; Cephalopoda; Sepiida; Sepiidae.
AUGUACAUGUUGGUUUUUAUCUAUUUGCUUCUACCUUACUCUCUUUUUUCAUUCUUCUCUUUCUCUCUCUCUUUUUUUCUCUCUUUUCUUUCUUUCUCUUCUCUCUUUUUUCUCUCUUUUCUUUCUUUCUUUCUUUCUUUCUUUCUUUUUUCCCUCGCGAAACUUAGUAUAAAAACAUCUAUCAUUCCAUUAUCUAUCUAUUCAUCUAUUCAUCUAUCCAUAUCUAUCAUCUAUCUAUCUAUCUAUCAGACAGUCACUUCAUUAUUUCUCAUUCGGUUCAUUGCCUAUCAGUCAGUUCAUUAUCUAUCUAUCUAUCUAUCUAUCUAUCUAUCUAUCUAUCUAUCUAUCUAUCUAUCAGACAGUCACUUCAUUAUUUCUCAUUCGGUUCAUUGCCUAUCAGUCAGUUCAUUAUCUAUCUAUCUAUCUAUCUAUCUAUCUAUCUAUCUAUCUAUCUAUCUAUCUAUCAGACAGUCACUUCAUUAUUUCUCAUUCGGUUCAUUGCCUAUCAGUCAGUUUAUUAUCUAUCUAUCUAUCUAUCUAUCUAUCUAUCUAUCUAUCUAUCUAUCUAUCUAUCUAUCUAUCUAUCUAUCUAUCAGACAGUCACUUCAUUAUUUCUCAUUCGGUUCAUUGCCUAUCAGUCAGUUCAUUAUCUAUCUAUCUAUCUAUCUAUCUAUCUAUCUAUCUAUCUAUCUAUCUAUCUAUCUAUCUAUCUAUCUAUCUAUCUAUAAAGCAGUCAUUUCAUUAUCACUCCAUCAUUUCAUUAUCUAUCUAUUUCUCUACCUAUCUGUCAGUUCGUCAUUGAUCUAUUUAUCUAUCAGUCAGUUCAUCAUCUCUCUGUCAGUCAGUUUAUUAUUUAUCUAA